This is a messenger RNA of Teleopsis dalmanni, 1022 nucleotides long. RefSeq names its product triosephosphate isomerase (gene Tpi). Gene Ontology annotation, biological process: glyceraldehyde-3-phosphate biosynthetic process; glycerol catabolic process; glycolytic process. NCBI's taxonomy places the organism in Eukaryota, Metazoa, Arthropoda, Insecta, Diptera, Diopsidae. Gene Ontology annotation, cellular component: cytosol. The coding region runs from base 61 to 945 and encodes 294 amino acids. The transcript is spliced from 3 exons. Gene Ontology annotation, molecular function: triose-phosphate isomerase activity. The record is from RefSeq and is a predicted model, not a curated record.
AUUUUUAUAUCAUAUAUUGGAGCGAGAAGUGUUUGCAUUUUGCAACACUAAUUUUUGUAUAUGGCAACAGUUUUUCUAAGAGAAGUGACAGUUUCUGUUCUUUCGAAGGUCAAUUUAAGGUUAAUCAAUCGUACACCAGCAAGGCAAGAGGCUGUUGUUUAUUACUCAACCCAAUCGAAGUGCAAUACAGCAAAUAUCAAGAUGGUGCGUAAAUUCUGUGUUGGUGGUAACUGGAAAAUGAAUGGCGAUCGUGCAGUUAUUGCUGAAAUCUGCAAGACCUUAAGCAAAGAGCAAUUGGAUCCCAACACUGAGGUUUAUAUUGGCUGCCCAGCACCAUAUUUAAUGUAUGCACGUGAUUUAUUCCCAGAAAAAAUUGCUAUUGCUGGACAAAAUGCUUACAAAGUUCCCAAAGGUGCUUAUACUGGUGAAAUCUCACCGGCUAUGCUAAAAGACGUUGGCGCUGAAUGGGUCAUUUUGGGACAUUCAGAGCGUCGUCAAAUCUUCAAAGAAUGUGAUGAUUUGAUUGGUGAAAAAUGCGCUCACGCUUUAGCUGAGGGUCUUAAGGUAGCUGCUUGCAUUGGAGAAACACUCGAAGAGCGUGAAUCUGGUAAAACCAAUGAAGUCGUUGCACGUCAAAUGUGCUUCUUGGCCAGACACAUCAAGGACUGGACAAAUGUUGUUGUCGCCUAUGAACCAGUCUGGGCUAUUGGCACUGGUAAAACUGCCAGCCCAGCACAGGCUCAAGAAGUUCACGCUUUUCUACGCCAAUGGUUGGUUGAGAAUGUAUCCCAGGAAGUAGCUGAUGAGUUACGUAUCCAAUACGGUGGUUCAGUUACUGCUGCAAAUUGCAGAGAACUUGCACAACAGCCCGAUAUCGAUGGUUUCUUGGUUGGUGGCGCUUCAUUGAAGCCUGAAUUCGUACACAUCAUCAACUCCAGAUCAUAAACACAUUGCGAUUGAUUGACCUAACCGAGGGCAAUAGAAAAUACAAAAAAAAACCAAAAAACACAUCAUUGAACAAA